Molecule: messenger RNA, 1278 nt
Organism: Aspergillus fumigatus Af293
Lineage: Eukaryota; Fungi; Ascomycota; Eurotiomycetes; Eurotiales; Aspergillaceae
Source: RefSeq, a predicted model, not a curated record
AUGGGUGGCGGUCUACUUACUCAACCGAUGGCUUUCCCGCAAAGCAAUCACGCCACGGCGCCUGUCCCAGUGAUUGAGCAUCACUCCUAUUUCCAGCUGGGAGAUAAGCGCUUCCUCGCACUGCCAGAGUUGGAGCUUGACCUACCAACCGCUAUCACCUCCCUUGCCACCGUUUUUCAACUGGGCCCCACGGAGACGCCGAAUUCAACCUGGCUCCAGAAUCAAAUCCAGGCCUGGCUACAUAUCGACGAUAUAUUCCAACCGGAGUUUCUUUCGGGUAUCAUCUUUGUGACGGAAGACAACGGCAUUCAGCCAAAUUUGUCAGCGUCUAUUGAAAGCCUACCCAAGGAGUGGAAACCAGAUUGGUGGAUCUUUUUCAACAAGGAGGUUGGCGGCCAGCUACACCCAGGUCCUCGCAUGGUCUCCUACGGGAAGAUUCACACUGUCUACAGGAUAUACGAUGAUGUGAAUGGGGCAUUUAUGGUUGCCAUCCAGCCACCGAUCACCCCAGGACCUUUCAAAAAUCUCCAUGUCAGUGGUGACUUCUACACAAGCCUCGGAGUUGCUGUGAGCUCUCGUAUACCUGGGGUCUAUGCAGAGGACAAGCCGCUUGGUGGUGUGAGAUUUGCCAUUAAAGACAUAUUCGAAGUCGAAGGGCUUCGGGUUACAGCAGGGGAUCGGGCGUUCUACAGUCUCUCCAAGCCGGCAGCGGUAACAUGCCCGGCUAUCAAGCGACUGAUUGAUGCCGGAGCCGAGCUCCUGGGUACCCUCAAACUAGGCUCACUGAUUGCUCGAGAGGAGCCUACAGAAUCUGUCGAUUAUCAUGCGCCAUUUAAUCCACGAGCAGAUGGCUAUCAGUCUGCUUGGAGCAGCAGCGGUGGGAGCGGCGCGGCCAUUGCUUCGUAUGAUUGGGUGGACUUCACUCUGGGCACAGACAAGGAUCCGGAAUGGCUGACAAUUAUGCCACAGCAACAGGAAGCAGUCGGCGGCCCGCAAUGGCAAAUGGAGCUUUCCAGAUCCGCCUUACGCAUGACUUGGUUUCCUUGGACAAUGCAGUACCCUCUUUUCCAGAAAUGGGUCGGCGUUUGGCUGAACCAGACGAGCGCUGUCUAUGAUGAUAUGCAACUGAUUGAUUCAUUCAUUGCUGACAUGGAGGCCACGUUCGGUAUCAAAACGGAAAAGGUUUCUAUAGCUGACACCUGGAAAGCUUCUCCACCAAACGAGGCUGGAAACCACACAAUUCAGGAGUAUCUGAAGGAUUCUAUCCAGCAGAUUUGA